GAGAUUGUGUCUCAAUGCGAUCAUACCUAAUGGCUAAUACCUAUAUAUUUAGCAAUAAUGAACGAAUCUUUCAAAAAAAUUAUUUUUGAUAUACUUGACUGGACUGUUGGUCGAUCUGUUUUAUAUAAAAUCACAGGUGCUGUGUUCAAUAUGGAUGAUCAAAACCAAGAGCACAAAUCUGAUAGUUCAGAUUUGUCUGAUGAGGCAGAUACUUUAAAUUAUGUACUGUAUCGAGACAGACCGGAAUGGAAAGAUGUACAACCAAUCGCUCAAGACGAUGGUCCAGCUCAAGUGGUUCAGAUAGCAUACUCCAAUAAAUUUUCGGAUGUAUUUGAUUAUUUCAGAGCUGUUCUUAAAUCAGGAGAGAAGUCUGUUAGGGUUUUGGGCUUGGUCACAGAUGCCUUAACUUUAAACCCAGCUAAUUAUACUGUUUGGAUAUAUCGUUUAGAAAUUGUUAAACACUUGAAAGUAGACUUACACAAUGAAUUAGAAUACAUAUCGAAUGUGAUCCGCGAGUUUACUAAAAAUUACCAAGUUUGGCAAUAUCGUAAGACUAUUGUAGAAAUGUUGAAUGACCCAUCAGGCGAACUAGAAUUUACAGCUGAUAUUUUAGACAUGGACUCCAAAAAUUACCAUGCUUGGCAGUACAGACAAUGGGUUCUUACUACAUUCAGUAAGCUAAUGGAGAAUGAGCUGAAUUUUGUUGAUAAUUUAAUAUCACAUGAUAUGCGAAACAACUCUGCAUGGAAUCAACGUUAUUUUGUUGUAAAUAAUUCAGAUCCUAAUAAUGAUGUAAUUAAUAAAGAAAUUGAGUAUACAUUUGGAAAAAUACAAAUUUUAUCAAAAAAUGAAAGUGCAUGGAACUAUUUAAGGGGAUUAUUAUUAUAUUCUGAAAAUGGAAUCUUGGAAGAUAAAGUUCGUGAUUUUUGUUCAAAAUUAUAUAAUAAGGGAAAUAGAUCAACACACCUCAUGUCUUGUUUGAUUGAUUUGACUGAUGCCGAUGAUUCUACUAAUCCUGAAAACAUUGAAAAAAUUAAGUUUGCAUUAAAAUUGUGUUCAGAUUUGGCAUCUAUUUAUGAUCCUAUACGUCGUUUUUAUUGGGAAUAUAUAUCUAAAGAUAUUGAACUUAAAUACAAUUUCAGAGAACAUGACACAUAAAUCAUGUAAAAUAAAUUAAAUGAUAGAAUAAAAGAGAAUUUAUAUCUUUUUAA
Diuraphis noxia (Russian wheat aphid) is the source of this 1211-nucleotide messenger RNA. RefSeq names its product farnesyl transferase alpha (gene Fnta). Gene Ontology annotation, cellular component: CAAX-protein geranylgeranyltransferase complex; protein farnesyltransferase complex; cytoplasm. The record is from RefSeq and is a predicted model, not a curated record. Gene Ontology annotation, biological process: protein geranylgeranylation; protein farnesylation. Lineage: Eukaryota; Metazoa; Arthropoda; Insecta; Hemiptera; Aphididae. Gene Ontology annotation, molecular function: CAAX-protein geranylgeranyltransferase activity; protein farnesyltransferase activity.